Messenger RNA from Aphanomyces astaci, 794 nucleotides. RefSeq lists its product as hypothetical. Gene Ontology annotation, biological process: attachment of spindle microtubules to kinetochore. NCBI's taxonomy places the organism in Eukaryota, Oomycota, Saprolegniomycetes, Saprolegniales, Verrucalvaceae. Gene Ontology annotation, cellular component: DASH complex; mitotic spindle. The transcript has 4 exons. The record is from RefSeq and is a predicted model, not a curated record. The coding region runs from base 11 to 658 and encodes 215 amino acids.
CGUCGACAUCAUGCACGCCGAGGUGGAGCGGGAGCUGGCGCGGCUGCGGCACGCGAUGCGGGACCUGAACAAGAACGUUCAGAAACUGUCCGAUGUGAACAAUGAGCUGGUGGCCUUCAACCACUCGUUCGGCACGUUUUGCACGGCCAUUAACCUCCAGAAAACAUGCGUCGAGUUUCCGUUGCCAUCGCCGCCUCCCAAGAAGGCCGCCGCCGCCCCUUCGUCCAACUCUGCUACUGUCCUGUCGACGCCGCCUUCGUCCGGCAUUCCACCUCCGUCCACAUCGUCUUCGUCAAAGAUCCCCGUUCUCAAAGUCGCCAGUGCCCUACCGCCGAAAUCGAAUGUCGAGCAUCCUCCUCGACCAAAAAAGGCGAAAAAAGCGCCGCCGCCACCCGCUGCCCCGCCCCGACUGUACCACUGGCCCAAAGGCGUCCGUGGUAAAAUCCCGCCAAAGUACCAGUCGGCGCCGGAACUCGCCAAACUCGAGCGCGUGCUGUUUGUCCUCGGCGAUUCCCUUCGCGGCAUGUCCAUCGGGGAACUGGUCAAAGCCAGCAACAUCAGCGUCAUCCACGCCAAGGACAUUCUCCAAACCCUCAUGAAGCUCGAGCAAAUCAAAUGCAAACGUGAAAAGCAUGGCUUUCUUUAUUGCCGGUCGUGAGCACCACCACCACCACUACUGCAAGGACACCAUAUUUCUAAAAAAGACAAACAUAAAAAGAUUAAAAAGACAAACUUAACAACUUUAAAACAUGUCUAGUAUCAAACAUAUACUACCAAUUUUAAAUCUAUCAGUG